AUGACAUCGUGGGCCUCGAGCAAUACUCUGAACCCGAGCAAUGUCGCCUCAACGCGACGCGGAGGCACACCGUCUUCGCUCGCCUUAUCCUCGACACCUAGCACUUCUUCAACAGCAGGAACAGGCGUUAUCGGCGCGUCCAGCGGCACCUCAGGAUCUACUGCUCGCGCGACGAUUAGUUUAGAGGAAUGGGAACGCAAAGCGCCGUUGAGCGAACUGCAGAUCCGCACCGUGGCGAAGGUGAUGAAGGCCACUGAGAAGGUCCCUUUGCCGCUCAAGUUUGCUGAAGAGCCUGACCUUCCUGGCACGCCCAUACCAAGUGCUGUGUCGCAGAGACUGGCGAACAAACUCCUGGCGCCUUCACGGCCUGGCACACCGGCAAACGCUACCUCCACCCCAGGAACACCACGAACCGCAGGGCCCACACAUGCACUGCACCCCUCACACCCCGUUCAAACACCACAACAAUUCUACGACUGGUUCGCCCUGAUCGACCGGUCUGUCGCACACUCCCAAGAAGCCCACUACCGCGCCCAUCUCUCGUCAUUGUCAACCCACCUCGAGACAUGCGACCUCCUGCUCUCCUCCAUCGCGUCAAUAGAGGAAGAAGUAGGUAGCAUGCUAGAGGGAUGGCGCUCAGUCGAAGAGGGAGGGAACACGCUGAAAGGUGCGUGUGAGAGGCUGCUGGAGGAGAGGGACACUUUGGUGGGAAUGGUGGAUGAGAUUGGGGGCACGCUGGAGUACUUCCAGGAGCUGGAGCAUGCGACGCGGAUGUUGAACCAUCCUGGAGAGUCGUUGAUUUUCCAGGCGGAUUUCUUGUAUAUGGUGGAGAGGGUGGAUGUAUGCAUUGAUUUUUUGAGGGGCCACAGACAUUAUCGCGAAGCAGAGGUCUACCUCCUACGAUUUCAGCAGUGCAUGACACGCGCCAUGACGCUCAUCAAGAUGAACUUUGUUGGCUCUCUACGUGCAUUAUCUGCAGAGAUAUCCAAACGGAUCUCGGACAAGGAGGUAUCAAUGACAGCCCAACACCACCUUCUCUACACCCGCUUCCUCUCAGUCGCAAGCCGAGUUUCACCUCUCCUUAGCGAACUCGAGCGACGUGCUGCUGCCUAUCCAGACGAGCUUGGUGCUCUGCUAGGAGAGUGCCGCAGUGCGUACUUCGCUACGAGGAGAGCGUUGUUGGUGCCCAGGAUCAUGGAGGAAAUCAGAGGUCUGGAUCCGGGCAGGAGCGAGUUGGUUGAGCUGACGAGAGCGGGAUGCAGCUACCUCAAGCAACUGUGCACGGAUGAGUUCUACCUCUAUCGCGAGUUUUUCAGUACGGCCGAGGAUCAACUCUAUCAAUACCUUGAAACGCUUUGCGACUUGCUCUAUGACGAUCUGCGACCGCGGAUCCUGCAUGAACCUCGCUUGACUGUGCUUUGCGAGGUGUGCACGGUACUGCAGGCGCUCAUGGUGCUCGACGCCUCCGGACCGGGUUCAGAGUCGGCAGCUUCCUCCAGCACACCCUCAGAAGCAGAUGAUUCCGACGAAGGUGACUCUGAAGAGGAAGACGAAGCCCCAGCUGAUUCCAAGUCCAAACCCACUCGAGCCCGGCGCUCUUCACGUUCCUCGUCAUCAUCGGAGCUCACGAUCGGGAUGGAGGCUGGCCACGAGAGAAAGCGGGACGCGGUUGGCAAACGCCUUCACACUGGCCACCUGCUCAAGAUGGUCCUCCAGGACGCGCAGACUCGGCUGUUCUUCAAAGCUCAAUCCGUCAUCCAGAGUGAGAUCCGACAUUACGUGCCUCGGCCGGAGGACCUGGCGUGGCCUGAUAUUCUUGUUGCUGCAAACAAACCUCUAGCAGACUACGCCCUCCAGGAAAAAGCGCCACCUUCAACCUUCCUCUCCCAAUCACUAUCUGACGCCACCAAAAAUCCAGCUCUGCAGAGACAAGAGACGUGGUACCCGACUCUGAGGAAGAUGGUGUGGGUCCUGGCGCAGCUGCAUGAUUUCAUCAAGCCAGCGAUCUUCGAGGAUAUCGCACAGGAGGCCGUGGGUGUGUGUAGGGCAUCGAUCGUCACCGCGGGCGAGGCGAUUCGUGUGGCGAAGGAUGCUGCUGCCGCUGCUCCGGGGCAGCCGGGCAAAGAUCAGCCAGCCCUGGCUCAGCAGAGAAGGACGACAGGUGCAUUGGACGGGGCACUGUUCACUGUUAGGCAUCUAUUAAUCCUUAAGGAGAUCUUGGCCAGUUUGGAGGCCGAUCUGAAAGAGAGGUCCGAUGAAGAUGGUAUCGGUUCUGGUGGUGGUAGGACCACCAGCAUUGGUGGGAGUAGCAAUGCUACUGGAGGCGGGUUGCUGAGCCCGCGUGGCCCUUCAACGGGUCGUGCGGUCGAGUUCGGAAGCUUAGGUGUUACUGUUGGAUCUUCGGUGUCUGGCGGAGUUGCCGAGACGUUGACAAACAUGCUCACCAAGACAACUUCGUACCUGCCUGAAGGCCUGUUUGCGUCGUUGGGUGUGACGAGGGGUGCCGAAAGUGAUUUGAGGGGUGUAAAAUUGGAAAUUGAUGCCAGCCUGCGCAAAGCGUGCGAGGACGUCAUUGCCGCAUGUUCUGCACCGAUAUGCCACCCACUCGAAUCAUGGGGUGCCCGCCUCAAUCCCUCAACUAAUCCAUCAGGCGGUUCUGGACCAGCAGGAGCGCCGCAAACCGCCCUUGCGACCUCUCUGAUCACCACAUCAACAGCAAUCACGCCACAAAUUAUCCAAGAGCUGGCAACAUCCGCACCCAAAACACAUCUCCUCUUUCUUGAAGCUAUCCAGCGCGACCUCCGUUCCGCCGUUGCACGGGUGCGACUAUACCUGGAGGAAGAACGCACAGCACGCGUCCUGCUCGAGCACGUCGUCGAGCGGGUGAGUGCAGUGUAUGAUCGGUUUGGAGAGGGUCUAGGACGAGUCGGGCUUGUAUAUAAGGGUACGGGCGAGGGGGGUGUCGAUUUGAUGGUUCCUGCGAAGCUGAGGGAGAUGUUGAGGGAAGUAUGUCGUGAUGAAGGACAAGGGAGCGCAUAG
Cyclocybe aegerita is the source of this 3039-nucleotide messenger RNA. NCBI's taxonomy places the organism in Eukaryota, Fungi, Basidiomycota, Agaricomycetes, Agaricales, Hemipholiotaceae. The record is from the annotation of a GenBank genome assembly.